AUGGAUGCUGCUGCUCCGCAGAGUGCAGGGAAGCGCUGGCUUGCCCUGCAUGGCCGGAAGCAACUGGAAACGGAAGCAGGUCACUCUAAAGCCCGGGCACGGCAGGCGACCGAGCGGCCAGCGAGCCCGGCAGGCGCCGUCCACCCGCCGGCACGGGCACGGCGGGCAGAACGGGGACAGCGGGGCGGCCCGCGGCGCCCGCAGGGGUCGGGGACAGCGCGGCCGUACAAGCAGGCGGGGACGGCACCACGGACCGGGGCACGGCGGCCCCGCGAGGCCGACCCCGGGCGAGACGACGAGGAAAGCGCGGCUCCGAGAGGACCGGUCCCUGCCGAGCAGGAAGACGCCUCGGUGCCGGCCAGCGAGCUCGGGCCCUGCUCCGGAGCGGGGCCAACCGCGCUUCUGGCCGCGGGCGAGCGUCGGACCGAGGCCAGCGGUCCCCGCCCGGCCGGCCCGAGGCCUCCGGCCCCGCAGCGCACCGCGGCGGACGGGCGCUCGCAGCCUGGCUCCCGCGACGGCGGCUCCUGCGCGGCCCGCGGGGAAGGCCGGGCGGCCGCCGCGGGUCGACCCGUGUCAGCGGCGGGGCUGCGGCCCGGACGGAGCGGCCGCGGCAAGUCGGGCGACCGCGCCCGCGAGGGCAGAGCCCGGGACGGGGACCUCGUCCUUCCCUCCCCCGCCGGCAAACGACCCGGGCCCGACUGCGGCGCGUCCCUCUCGCGGCGGAGCGCGGCGGCAGGAGAACCCGCAGCCCCGAGGGGACCCCCGGACGCCCCCGACGCUGGUCCGCAGGCCGGCGCCGGCCUCGCCGCCCGCAGGAAAGCCCUGCGGCCCGCCCGGCCGCCCGCGGCUCGGAACGUGCCCUGGCCGCAGGACGCACAGCCCGCGGCCGGACGCCCCGAAGCCCUGCCGGGGGCUCCCGCGCGGCGCGUCCAGAAGCGCGGCCGCCGGCGCCGGACGGAGCGCGAACCGCGCCGACGGGAAGUUCCCACAGACGGGCCGCGCCCGACGGCCGCCGCCGGGACGCCGCUGACCCGCCCGCACCCCGCGCCCCCGACCCCGCUCCUCCGGCGCCUCCGGAGCCCGCCUCGCCCGCAGCCGCCCGACAGGAGGACGCGGGCGGCCGGACACGCCCGGACCGCAGGAGCCGCACUUCCUGGUCCCCGUGACCCCGUCCCUCCCCGCCCGGACGGCCGCCGGGCCGGGCCCCCGCGCGCAGGGCAGGGCGAGGCCUCCGCAGUGCGGGCGGACGGCGGCGCGGCGCGGCCCCCGACCCCGGCCCCCGACCCAGACCCCGGCCCCCGACCCCGCCCGGUCCCCCCCGGCCCGCCCCGCGCCCCACCGCCGCCCCGCGCCCCGCCGCCCGGCCCUGCCCGCCGCCGCCCCGUCCGGCCCGCUCUCCGCGCGCCGCGUCCGCCGGGAAGAUGGCGGCCCGUGACAGGCGGCGCGGCGCGGGCCCAGGCGGCGGCCGCAGCAGCGGGGAGCGCGGGCACCGAGGCCCGCCGCGCUCACCUGUCAGCAGCGCCGCCGCCGCCCGGCCGCCGACCGCCGCAGCCCCGGAGCCCGGCGACCGCGCCACACGCGGACGGGCCGAGAGGGAGGGGCGGGGAGGGCGCGGCCGGCCCGGACGAGCGGCGGGGGCGGCGCGGCGCGGGCGGGCGGCGGGCGGCGGCGGCUCCUUCCCGUUUCGGGCCCGAAAAUGUCUCAACCUCGCGACUCCGGCGCCCCAACGCUCCUUCCCGUUCGCAGCAGAACACACAGCUCCCGCUUCCGGGGCUCGGCGGAAGUCCCGCCCUCCGCGCGCGCGCGCCCGCGCGCCCGCGCCCUCCGCGCCGCGGCCUGCCGACGGGCGCUCGGAGCCCGGGAGAGCCUCUCGUCAGGGCGGCGCGGCGUCCCGAUUGGCUGCGCGCGCCGCCCGCCCCGCCCCUCCGCUUCCCGGCCCUUCCGUGCGCGCGCCCCUCCCGGCGGCGCUUGUGA
This is a messenger RNA of Mustela lutreola (European mink), 1974 nucleotides long. Its product is annotated as basic proline-rich protein-like. Bases 1 to 1974 code for a protein of 657 amino acids. NCBI's taxonomy places the organism in Eukaryota, Metazoa, Chordata, Mammalia, Carnivora, Mustelidae. The record is from RefSeq and is a predicted model, not a curated record. The transcript has 2 exons.